Molecule: messenger RNA, 7364 nt
Organism: Salarias fasciatus (jewelled blenny)
Lineage: Eukaryota; Metazoa; Chordata; Actinopteri; Blenniiformes; Blenniidae
Product: disks large homolog 5-like
Exons: 33
Coding region: 433-6414 (1993 amino acids)
Biological process (GO): negative regulation of hippo signaling; regulation of apoptotic process
Cellular component (GO): plasma membrane
Molecular function (GO): protein binding
Source: RefSeq, a predicted model, not a curated record
GCUGCUCGAGCGACGAGACAUGGCGGAGCUCUCACUCAGGGAGCUCCCGAAGAAGUUUCCACCACUUCUGAACAAGUCGAAACAACUCGAUAUGUAACCGGCUGGCGUGUCGGCAGAGCGGGGCUUUAAGAGGCAGCGAGCGGCUCUCUCUCUCUCUGCUCUCUCCCUCCCUCUCUCUCUCUCUCUCUUUCUCUCGGCGUGUUUUUGUUCCGGGGAGGACGGAGCGGCGGCGUUUGGGGAAAAUGUGUUGUCAUCUCCGAGCAGUCAACAGCCUUGGGCAACAAAUAUGGCUACUUCUGGUGUAUCCUUCAAUUCGGGUUGAGAACCGUCCCGAGCGGGUGAGUUCCUCCGAGUCGCGGCAGUAGUCCGAAGUAAAGUUGGCUAGCAGAGAGGCGGCGGCGGCGGCGGGGUUUGCUAACGCGGAGGGAGGAGAUGGAGCCCAAGCAUAAAGAGUUGUUGGAGAAAUGUUACCAGAACUUGGUGGAGUCGAUCACGGAUGCGGACCGGGUCGUGGAUGUUUUGGCGCACCGCGGGACCCUCAGCCAGUCCGAGCGCUUCGAGCUGGGACACAACUGCUCCUCCAGCUCGGAGAAAGUGGACCUUCUGCUCAAGAUCCUGCUGAGCAAGGACAGGGACCAUUUCGCGGAGUUCUGCACGGCUCUGGAGACGACGCACCCUCACCUGCACUCCGUGCUGCUCAAUGGCAUCGGACCAGUGGAUCAUACAACCGGGUCCACUUACAGCGUCUUGUCCACCAUGCCAUCUGACUCGGAAAGCAGCAGCUCCCUCAGCAGCUUAGGUACUCCCGGUCAAGCCUCCUCCCCGCCGCCCGCUCACAUGGAGAGCCAUCAGGUGAACGAGAAGAUGGAGACCGUCCUGUUCCAGCUGCGGCAUGUGACGCGCGAAAGGGACGAGCUGCGCAAACGCCUUGCGCUCUCCUCACCUGGAACGACUUUCGAUGACUGCAGACCAAACUCAAAAGCGGGUCACGACUAUGAGCGUUUAAAGCUGCAGUGCAUGAAGGCAAUGGCGGACCUGCAAUCCCUGCAGAACCAGCACAGCACCACCCUGAAGAGGUGCGAGGAGGCUGUGAAGAAAGCAGACUUCUACCAUACGCUACACAGCCGUCUGGCAAGCGAGCACACCCAGCUGAAGGACGAGCUGGAGGCAGUGAGACAGGACAACAUUCAGCUGGUCCGGGAGCACAACCACGUGAAGCAAGCCUGCGAGGAGCUCCGGAGGCUGCGUGAGGACGACCAGAGGGAGGUGGCUGAUAUGAGGAUGCUGCACCAGCAGGUACCGGUGAUGAGAGAAGGAUCUCCUGAUGUCCUGAACAAGCUGUAUGACACAGCCGUGGACAAGCUGGACGCCAUGAAGGUCGACUACGAGGCCCUGAGGAAGCGCUUCAAUGAGAAGACGGCCAGCCACAACGCUGACAUGAGUCGUCUGGACCACGCCGAAGAGGAGAACCACCGGCUGCAGAAACAGCUGGACAUGCUGCUGAAGCAGAGGGACGCUGCCAUCCACUAUCAGCAGCAGUACUCCUCUUCUAUAAGAAGGUUUGACAACACGCAGCAAGAACUGUCCAAGGCCACUGCCCAGAAUCAGGAGCUGCAGCGAGAAAUGGAGCGGCUGCAGUCGGAGACGACUCGGCUCAAGACCCAGCAGCUGAAAGCGGCCAAGGACUCCGAGAAGUACAAGGAAGAGCGGGACUCUGUGAUCAACGAAUACCGCUUGAUCAUGAGCGAGCGAGACCAAGUGAUCAAAGAGGUGGACAGGCUUCAGACGGGUCUGGAGAUGGCAGAAGCCAAGCUCAAGAACACUUCCUCAGAGAGGAGGGUGGCCAGCGAGGAGCUGGAGGCUUUCAGACAGGAGCUGGCUUCAGCGCUGGUGGACAGAGAUCGGGCGAUCUGCGAAAAGAACGAGCUGCUGGAGAAGUACUGCCACGAAGUGAAGGACAAGGCCGAGGCCCAGAAGGAGCUGAGCCAGGCCUGCAAGGACAUCGAGACGGUGCGGGAGGAGAGGGACGUGGCCCGCAAGGAGCGGACGGAGGCCAUCAUCCAGAGGGACCAGCUGCUGCGAGAGUAUUACCAGGCCAGACAGCAACAAGACUCUGCCACCCUGGACAUGGAGCGCGCCAACAAGGAGAUUGAGAUGCUGCGGAAGCAGUGCGAGGCCAUCUCUCAGGAGCUAAAGGAGGCGCUGCAGGAGGCCGAGGUGGCCAAGUGUCGACGGGACUGGGCCUUCCAGGAGAGAGACAAGAUCGUGGCAGAAAGAGAGAGCAUUCGCACGCUGUGCGACAACCUGAGACGAGAGCGGGACAGGGCUGUGAGCGAUCUGGCGGACGCUCUGAGGAAUCUGGACGACAUGAGGAAGCAGAAGAAUGACGCCACGCGGGAACUCAAAGAACUGAAAGAAAAGAUGGAUGACCAGUUGGAGCAGGAUGCAAGGUACCGUCAGCUCAUGGCUCAUAGUUCCCACGACUCGGCCAUAGACACUGACUCAAUGGAGUGGGAGACCGAAGUUGUGGAGUUUGAAAAGCACAGAGACAUGGAUCUGAAAGCGCUGGGGUUUGAUAUUGCAGAAGGGGUAAAUGAUCCGUAUUUACCAGGAGACUGCGGCAUAUUUGUCACGAAGGUGGAUAAAGGAAGUAUCGCUGAAGGAAGACUGAGGGUGAAUGAUUGGUUGUUGAAGAUUAAUGACGUGGACCUGACCAAUAAGGACAGGAAGCAAGUGAUCAAAGUGGUGCAGAGUGAAGAAGGAGUGAUUAACAUGGUGGUGCGCAGACGGAAGUCGCUGGGCGGACGAGUCGUCACUCCCAUCCAGAUAAACCUGGCCGGACACAAAGACAGUGGUAUCGGUUUGGAAAGUGGAGUGUUUGUUGCCUCUUUGGCUGCAGGCAGUCCGGCUGCCAGAGAAUGCAAUCUAACAAUCGGUGACAGACUGUUGGCUAUAAAUGGCAUUGCUCUCGAUAACAAGUCGCUGUCUGAAUGUGAGUCUCUGCUGAGGAACUGCCGCAGUUCGCUCAGCAUCUCCCUCAUGAAGUUCCUCCCACAAAGCUAUUCCGGCCAAAGUUUGUUUGAAACCUUGAGAGACUCAGAAAAGAUACCUCGGCUCCAGUCCUGUGAGGUCCACUCUCGGAGCUGCAGGAACUCGAAGCACAACUGCUCCACGCAGACCGACACCUGUAGCUGCGACUUGGGCAGCAGAGAGGAAGAAACCUGCAAGGAUGCGGGCGACUCCCUGGAGAGCGGCGGCGGCGGCAGCGCCCAUCCCCACCACAAACCCUUCUCCAGCAGCUCCGUUCACUCCCGCUCCCAUUCCACGUCCCACAGCCCCUCCGAGCCUCACCCGGAGUUCUGCUACAGGAGGCAGGACUUCCACCACUGCGGCUUCACCUUCACCCCGGUUCCCUCCGACCGCGGCGCCGCUCAGGCCGCCGCUGUGGACAGAGCCCCCAGCCACCCAGUGAAGCCGUGUGGAGGCACGUGGCCCAAAGUGAUAGCGGGGGCUUCACUUCCUGAGUGCACGCAACUGUCGAUCUACAAAAAACCCAAACAGAGGAAGUCUAUCUUUGAUCUGAAUGCCUUCAGGAGACCGGAGGUGACUCCGAAGCUGGACUACAUGUCCCUGUCUCAGCUGCCCAAACAUUCGCCGCAGAGCUCGAUGUCUGAAUCUGCUCAGACGCCCCCGACUCCACCAACCAGGAGCGACUCCUUCAGGUUCAAGCACCGGCAGCAGAACAGCUCGGCGUCGGACUCCACCAUCACCACCGGCACGCCGCCGGCCUCCCCAGCCCAAGCUACAAACCCGCUGGACAAAGCCGAGGCAGACAGCCAGCUGUAUUACACUAAAACCGCUUCAGGAGAAGCAGCCAGCAGCUCCAAGAAACCUGCUGAGGAGGAGGGGAGUCGACACAAGAUAGAGAUGCCGGAAAAAAGGAGGUACCGGCCAAAAUCGGCACCAGCACUGCGGCGAAAUGUGACUCCACUGCACAUCCCCAUUCCCGUACAGGUACAGGUACAGACUUUCUCUAAUGAUCAGCACUCUCCAGAGCCAAUGGACUUGUUACGCUUCUCUCCUAUGAGAUCUAAUCGGUACAGCAUGCAAUUUGCACCGCCGAGCUACGGCAACACCGCAGCACACCCAGCUCAGCGAGGUUUAGCCCCGUGCCCUGCAGUAACAGCUGUCAUGAGGAACCCAGUCUACACGGCCUGGAGCCACGAGAUCCAGAACAACAGUGGGCCCCCACCGUCCAGCUCGGGAACCCCCGCAAACUCACACACAAGCCCCCAGCAUCAAGGUCGCCUCAGCCUGGACCUCAGCCACAAGCGCACGGGGGACUUGAUUGAGACGAGCUGCAGCCAACCGACACGCAACACCAACUCCUUGCCCUCGAGCAGCAGACUGAGCACUUCCGGUACGUUGCAGUUCAGGGCCGAACGCAUUAAGAUCCCUCCGGCCCGUUAUCCCCGCUCCGCUGGCUCGGACAGAGGCUCCCUUUCACAUUCAGAGUGCAGCAGCCCGACGCCGCCCAUGUCCCCCGUCAACCUGGAGACAUCGUCUUUCACCAGCAGCCAAUCGCAGAGCUCCAUUUCCACCCAGCCCAGGAUAUCAGUCAGCCCCGCUCCCAUUGGUGACAGGAGGAAAGAUGGGCCGUACCUGGAGGAGCCUCGAAACGUGACGGUACAGAAAGGAGCAGAGCCGCUGGGCAUCUCCAUCGUGAGCGGAGAGAACGGCGGCGUGUUCGUGUCCAAAGUGACGGCGGGCAGCAUCGCUCACCAGGCCCGUCUGGAAUACGGAGAUCAGCUCCUGGAGUUCAAUGGAAUCAACCUCCGCAAUGCCAACGAGCAGCAGGCGCGGCUGGUGAUCGGGCAGCAGUGCGACACGGUCACCAUCUUGGCUCAGUACAACCCGCACAUGUUUCAGCUGGGCAACCACUCUCGAUCAGGCUCUCGGAUGGAAUCCAUCAGCAACCAGCCGACGCCGCGAGACAGCGGCGCCAACACCCCCGACAGUCACUCCGUCAUCGACACUCUGAGCGAGCAGGACGAAGGCACCAUGACGCCGCCGUCCAAGCAGACAACCCCCGCCACCAGCCCUCACAGCUCCUUCAGGCUUCCUGGUUCAAGCGCUCGAAGGGCCGUCGAGCCUCGGACGGUGAGGCUGAAGAAAGUCCAGGUGGAGCUGGGAGUUCAGAUCUGUGGGGGGAACGUUUACGGCGUCUUCGUGGAGAGUCUGGACGACGACAGCCCCGCUAAAUGCCCCGACGGCCUGCUGCCUGGCGACCUGAUACUAGAGUACAAUGGCAUCAGCAUGAAGAAUAAAACUAAAGAAGACACUUACCUGGAAAUCUUGAAGCCGGCAGAAACCAUUACAUUUAAAGUCCAGAACUGUGCAGACAGCCUUGCAGCAAUCAAAGAAACUCCCGGAGAUGGAUUUUUCAUAAGAGCACUUUAUGAGAGGGUGGCGGAGGUGGAACAAGAGCUGAGCUUCAAGAAAGACGACAUCCUCUACGUCGAGGACACGCUACCAAAUGGCAACUUCGGCUACUGGAUGGCCUGGCAGCUCGAUGAGAAGGCGCAGAAGCUGGAGAAAGGACAAAUUCCAAGCAAAUACAUGAUGGACCAGGAGUUCUACAGAAGACACAGUAUGAUCGAUAUGAAGGACGACAACGGCGCCAGCAAAACUCUGUCCGCUGCGGCCCGCAGGUCGUUCUUCCGCCGGAGGCUAAAGCACAAGCGAAGUGGAUCCAAAGACGGAAAGGACCUGAUGGCUCUGGAUGCCAUCAGCACCGACUCCCUGCCCCUCACAGAGGACGGGGUGAGCCUGAUGUACCAGCGGGUUCAGAAGGUGGAGUGCGCCUCGCCGCGGCCCGUGCUCGUCUUCGGUCCUUUAGUGGAGGCCAGUAAAGAAAUGCUGGUGAAGGAGGCUCCCGACAAGUUCUGUCGCUGCCUGCCUGAAAUCAUGAAGGCGUCGCAGCACGCCAUCGAGCGGGGGGUGAAGGACUGUGUGUUCAUCGACUUCAAGCGCAGGAGCGGCCACUUCGACGUCACCACUGUGGCGUCAAUUAAAGAGAUUACAGAGAAGGACUGUCACUGUUUACUUGACAUUGCCCCUCACGCCAUCGAACGUCUCCACAGCGUUCACAUCUACCCAAUCGUCAUAUUCAUUCGCUACAAAAAUGCCAAGCAGAUAAAAGAGCAGAAGGACCCUUUGUACCUGCGGGAUAAACUCUCUCAGAAACAUUCCAAGGAGCAGUUCGAGGCGGCGCAGAAAAUCGAGCAGGAGUACAGCCGCUUCUUCACAGGCGUCGUCCAGGGAGGCAGCGUCUCCUACAUUUGCACUCAGAUCAUGACCAUCGUGGAGCAGGAGCAGAAUAAAGUGCUGUGGAUUCCAGACGGAGCGCCGUAGAGAUCCGCCUUCGCUGCAACCCGCCGCCACGCAGAGACUUUAGGCAGGGCGCCGUUUCUUUGGCAACUCGGUACACGGCCGGCGCCCCGAACUAUUUUUCACGUGUAGCAGCAUCGGCACCGAUGAUGAUCAUGCAAUAUCCCCACUACAAUAGUGAUGUACUGUACUACAGCUAGAUUUGUUUACACUAGUAUUUAAUACUUGAAUGUUUUCCUCUCCCUGGCGUCUCGUAGCACUCCUCUCCUCUCCUCUCCUCUUUAACCCCGUUUGACUCCACCUUGAACAUGUCGGACCACAAGAAGACGCUUCUUUUCAGAUGAAGAUAGAACGAAGCAGCGCGUUUCCUUCUGUAUUUAUCAGAUUUCCUCCCGUUGUAAUUUAUCUAAUCCAAUCAAAGACGUUGGUUAUGAACCUUUUGUUAUACUGUGUCUAGUUAAUAGGAAGGAUGCUAUUUUCCAAUUAAUGUUCUUAUUUAUAGAGGAGACAUUGUGGCAACUUUGCUUUUUUUUUUGAUAUUAUGUCGCCGUCUUGUGUUUUUAUUUUGUCGGAAGGCACCGUUUUUUUCAUUUCAGUCCUCAAAUAUGUUUGUGCCAAGCUAAAUAUACUUCUUAAUCACUACAUUUUCGGGUUUAUCAGCGCCACAGCUUCCAUUUUAAUUCAUACUGUUGGUUUGCUAGUUUCACCGUAGCUGUCCCAGUUUGUGUUCUACUGGUAUUGCCAAUUUUAUUCCUCUUGAUCAAGUGGAUUUGUUUUUGUUUUUUAAACGAAGGGAUGUUUUUAUUUCGGUUCAUGGUUCAUGGCUGUCAGUUCUACACAUUUGACACGUACCUCUUCAGUAAGUCACAAAUCAACAUUUCAUCUUAAAGUCUGAUGAAACACUUCAGGUCAGGUUUUCUGCUGAUGAAUUAUAAUAUUUCUAUAAAAUAUUAAAAUCACAGUACAUUUAAUGA